This is a messenger RNA of Argiope bruennichi, 1004 nucleotides long. It is a transcript of the gene pygo, whose product is annotated as protein pygopus-like. The coding region runs from base 180 to 773 and encodes 197 amino acids. Lineage: Eukaryota; Metazoa; Arthropoda; Arachnida; Araneae; Araneidae. The record is from RefSeq and is a predicted model, not a curated record. The transcript is spliced from 4 exons.
UAUUUUUUGUUUUAUGACUUUAUGCAGUUUUGUUUACUGUCGGCUUUGGGUUGUCAAUUUCAUGUUGAAACGUUUAAUCAUGAUCACUUAGCAAUAAGCUGAAAAAUGCUUUGACUUUUAUUAGAUGUUCCUAUCUUUCCUACCCCAUAAUCUGUUGUAAAUACACUUCAUUAGAAUAAAUGCCAAGGGAGAGAAGAACUGCAGUAAAAUUCAAAGGGGAUCCUGAUGGACCUGGAGAUUUAAAAAUAUCUGGUCAACCAGAAAGUCCGUCUGCUAAAAAGCGAAGAAAUACAAAUACACCCAAUCAGGGAGUUUCAAAUUUACCAGAUCUAGCACCUCCUCAACCUUUGACUGGAUUUGGUGAGACAAUCGUUGCAAGCAAUCCAUUUGAUGACACAAUCCCUGCUACUCCUACCACUACAGUUCCAAAUAUGACUGCCUCUAAUAUGACACAUAUAUCUGGUCCACCUAUGCACACUAAACCUGUACCUAUGUCUUCUGGAAAGUUAUAUCCGCCUGAUCAACCAAUGGUAUUCAAUCCUCAAAAUCCCAAUGCGCCACCAAUCUAUCCAUGCGGAAUCUGCCACAAAGAAGUCCAUGACAAUGACCAAGGAAUCCUUUGUGAAAGUGGUUGCAAUUUCUGGUUCCACCGAAUUUGUGCUGGACUGAGCGAAGCAGCUUUUCAUCUGUUACAUGCUGAAGUAUAUGCCGAAUGGGUGUGCGACAAGUGCCUUUCUUCAAAAAACAUCCCUCUUGUUAAGUUUAAGCCAUAAUUUUAACCUAUAAGUGCCUUGAUGCCAGCUGCUCCAAGACGAUGUAUAAAUCCUGUUACACAUCCUCUGCAGUGAGGUUGUCUUUUUUAUGUUGUGUAUAGAUGUUAAAAAUGGUCCACUGAAAGAGUGGUUUUUAUGCUUGUUACAUCAUGCAAUGUAGAUUAGUUUUAUUAUGAGAUUACUCAAUCAUGAAAUCUGAUGACUCAUUUGCCAAUAAAGUAUUUUAAUGAA